AUGGUGCCGAGCCCUCUGCGACGUCUCCGGCGCUCCAUCUCCGACAGAUUCCUCGGAAAACACCACAAGUUUGUCCCUUUUCUCAUAUUGAACGCUGUGUUGCGGCAAGAAGAAACGCAAUUCUUCGAGUUUUUAGAUACUUUGGAGCAAAUGGAGUGUAGUUGGAAUGUUCCUCAUACUCUAGUCCAAUUUUGAUAACUUUCGCGAAAUCCCGAAAAACAACGUCAUGGCGCCAUGAAGGCUUCCUGAUAACCCACAGCCUCUAGGAAUUUUUGUGAUAAGGGCAAUUUGUGUCGAAAAUCGGAGCAGUGUCACCCGAACACGUGUUGAUUACCCAGAGAGGAAUCUAGUCUAGCAUAGCUUCCGAGUGUCCGUCUAAUGAGCUUUAUUUGUCACAAGUUAGUUCCGCUAAGGGUCUCGUCUUUUUUUCCGAGUCGUAAUUCUAAACUUCGAAGUUUUUAUUUCGUCUGGAGGGAAGGCUGACUAAGGAAGAAGCUGAGAAAAGUUACGAAAAAAUACCUUUUCGAAGAUCUUUUUGUAUUCAGAAGUGAACAGCCGUCGCCGAAAAUCUCAGAAGAACGCCUGUCGGCGCAGCAAUCCAUUGAGGAGGAUCCUUACAGGGUUAGUUCAUUCUACUUUUCAUUUGUUAAAUGUAAGUUAUGAACAGAGAGUUGAAAGUCGGCAAAUUAUGCGGGGUCAGCUUUCCAGAAACUGGAUUUUCAAGCUUCAAUACAGCUUUGAGCCUUGAUAUUGACCUCUCUGGAGGCAUCAUUUUGGAAACCGGAGCCUAGGCAUGGUUUUAAUAGCUGAGCCACGCUUGUCCUAGAAUCGAAAUCAACUUGAACAUCUUUCAGGAGAUACUGCGAUGUCACGAAGACAACGUCUCCCACCUGAUCUACCACGGCUCCUCCUUGCGCUCGAUGACGUCAUGCGAAUGGACGGCUUCUGCAGGUGCGACCCCGACUCGCAAGACUAGGAAGAGUGGACGGAACUCGCUGGACACGCAGCACCUUGCCGAGAUGAACAACAACAGUCUGGAGCUGCAGAUCGCCUCGUUGACGUCUUCUGGCAAAACGGCGAAGGUCGUCGCCUUCGGCCACUAG
Molecule: messenger RNA, 1103 nt
Organism: Caenorhabditis auriculariae
Lineage: Eukaryota; Metazoa; Nematoda; Chromadorea; Rhabditida; Rhabditidae
Source: the annotation of a GenBank genome assembly